CGACGAAGCGUAAUGUUGGCUGAUGGUGACUUUAGACAGCAGUUUAGAGUGAAUUUUAAAGUGGAUUAGUGAAAAGUAUGUAAUGAUGAACAGAAAACAGUAAAAUUGUUUAAAAAAUAUUUUCAGAAGAAUGAAAUGCAUUCUUUUGUUUGAAGUGUUUAUCUUGUUGACUUUUGUGAUACGAGGUUCAAAAUCUCGAGGACCAGAUAAGUAUGGAUUUCGAAGUUCGCGACAUCGACCACCCCCGCCAAACCGAUCGAGUUCUCGACCAACACCCUCGAGACAUCCAUCUAAACCUAGUCAGCAUUACAAUCAGUAUUCCGGCUCACAGAGCAAUAAUGAUGAGAACCAGUACUAUCAGCAUGGUCAUAGACGAAAAUUUCGAGAGGAUAAACCCCUCCUUGACCACGGUGAUGAUGACGAGUUGAAUUCUGGUCAAGUCUAUUUGACUACUGGGACAAGGUCUAACAGCUAUUAUAACACGAGACGCCACCAGUCUCCACGUGAAAACCAAAGACUCCACCGGAUAGGUUAUUCAGAACGAGGCACGAAAUUAGCACAUAAAAACAGUCAUUCUGAGAGAAAACGAUACGACGAUGAUUUCAACUCUUGGAAUCAGCAGUACCACGGCUACCCGUAUAUUGAUGAGAACGAGGAGUACCAUCAAAUUCCCCCCCGCAAAAAAAAUUGGACACAACAAUUCGACGAAUACGCCGCAGUCGACAUCACUAACGUUCCCCCACCAACCAUCACGCCUGAUCGAGAACCGUUUGAUGUUUCCGAUAUUAAAGUGUCGACAUCAAUCUUACGAAUUGAGUACAUGAUUUCAUUCGCAUUUCUGGGACUAAUGUACGGACUUGGUUUUUUGGUCUUGUUUCAAAGUCUAUGUGUACCAACAGCAAAAAUUGCAGUUUAUCUGGUGUACUAUGCCCUUGUACGAACUGGACGAGUUAGACCAUAUACCAUUCAGGAUGCUUUGGAACAAGUCCCUCCACAAAAAUGAUGUGCUCUUAAGUGUGAGAUUAUUACUUUGAAGUUCAAUUGACUUAAAACGAGUAUAUUUAUAUUUUAUAUAUACAACGAGGCGUGUGUACGUUAAUAAUUGUCAUCCUAA
This is a messenger RNA of Folsomia candida, 1114 nucleotides long. RefSeq lists its product as uncharacterized. Lineage: Eukaryota; Metazoa; Arthropoda; Collembola; Entomobryomorpha; Isotomidae. The coding region runs from base 131 to 1003 and encodes 290 amino acids. The record is from RefSeq and is a predicted model, not a curated record. The transcript is spliced from 2 exons.